Molecule: messenger RNA, 552 nt
Organism: Lactuca virosa
Lineage: Eukaryota; Viridiplantae; Streptophyta; Magnoliopsida; Asterales; Asteraceae
Source: the annotation of a GenBank genome assembly
AUGACAUCGGGCAGUGGUAGUGGUUUAGGGUUGAAGAAAGGUGCAUGGACUGCACAUGAAGAUAUGCUUCUCAAGAAUUGUAUUGAGAAAUACGGCGAAGGGAAAUGGCACCUUAUACCUCUCAGAACAGUUAGUUUUGACUUUAAUUUUAGAUGGUCACUGAUCGCGGGAAGAAUUCCCGGACGAACUGCUAAUGACGUGAAGAAUUACUGGAACACUCAUAUUCAGCCUCGUUCCAAACAACAUAAGAAAGAACCUGAUGCCGAUGAAUCUCUACAAGACGCUACACUCACCAUUAUCAAGCCUCAACCGCAUAUCAUCUCCAAAACCAUAAAUAUGUGCAUGACUGACAACCGACAAAUUGUCUCUCCUGGUGGUGGUAACCUUACAAGAACAUCAAAUGCAGGUGCCAACAACAACUUUAAUGUCUCCUCCCUCACACCAAAUGUACUAGACGACAAGAUUAACCAAUAUCUCCAAGAAUUAUUUGAUGAUGGUGAAGUGGAACUUGAAGGAGACAUUGGAUGGUCCUUUGGUGAAUUUUCGGCGUAG